AUGUACACGCCCUUAUGGCAUCUGCGGAGCGAUACUCUUGCAAGAAAUAUUGAGAGCGAAAAGAGCAAGAGCUGUGGACUCAUGCCCCGAGGAGUGUUGCAAGAGCAAUUUGUCGGAGACAUCGAGUCGGACGAGGUGGAUCUUGUGCCGGAGUUUGAUGAGGGCUUCGACCGGACUGACUUCAAGACCGAGUUCAGCCCAAGCCCAAAUUUAGAAAAUCCAGAACCGCCGCUCAGAAAUAAUAAUGAAACGAUUGAUGCGACUACUGUCGACUCUACUUUGCCCCGUGCAAGGACAAACAAUGACAGAAAUCAAGAAAAGUUUUACCUCUACAUAAUAGUGUCGGUAGCGGGCGGAGUGAUGCUGUUCCUAGGCCUUGUUAUCGGACGACUGCUAAUUAGUCGGCAUCGAGCUAAGCGGGACACUAAAUUCCAGGAGAAUAACGAAACUUUGCCAAAUGGGUUCACUGAUGAAAUUUCCGAGAUCGACGCGGAUAUCGAUCUCUCCACCCCCGUCCCAGUUCCGGUGCCCGAGACCAGAAUACCAGAAACACAACUAGCAGAACGAUUACACGGUACAGAGCGUUAUUACACCGAUUCCCGAAUGCCAUUACCGAUGAUGGUCACCAGCGGAGUUGGCGUGGGAGGAAUGGGAGGACUGGGAGUGGGUGGUGGUCCAGUGGGUGGAAUGAGUGGCGUAGGAGUGGGGGGUGUAGGGAUGGCAGGAGGAAUUAACUGCGGAGUCGGGGUACCGAUGCACCACCAAAUGCCGAUCCACCACCCGGGGGUGCGCGUCGAUCUCGGGAACCACAUGAUCGGCGCGGACAGCCUCCACACUAUUUUAUCGACCGAAAACCUCCGAAAUAUACCGACGAACAAAAGCUACUAUUACGGCUGA
Messenger RNA from Cotesia congregata, 897 nucleotides. Lineage: Eukaryota; Metazoa; Arthropoda; Insecta; Hymenoptera; Braconidae. The record is from the annotation of a GenBank genome assembly.